GGCUAUGUUCAGACGAGGCCAGGGAACAGAUACUGAACACUAAAGUGGACCUGCAUUUGCUGCAGAUGAUCUAUGGACGCAUUUUUGACGGGACCAUUCAUCGGAAAGGCAUAGAUAUCCUUGCGGACAUAUUCAAAAAUGAUGACCUGCGAUCCAUGAUGUUAGACCCAAAUAAUCGACCGUCUUUCGAUAACGGUUCCUGGAAUUUCGGCUGCAAGGAUGCACCCCAUCAGCGACUCAAGAAAGCGGCAAAGUACGUCCUGGAGAAGACAUUCCGCAGACAAGUCAAAAACGCAAUGGAUGAUUCCGAUGGCCCUAGAUACCCAACAAACGUCAUUGGGAUUUUGCGCAAGAUGAUCGAAGCACAUCCGCUCGACUCAGUUCAGAAUAGCGCUAUCAAUUACCUGCGCAUUAUUGCUGAUCACGAGGACGCACGCCAGGCGAUGGUUGGCGCCGAAAUCAUAGGACCUCUUUUGUGGUGCCUUAAAGCCACGGAUGUGGACAUCGAUGCUCUCAAUGAUGUUUUAAGAAAGAUUGCGCGUGACGAAUCGUUGCGUCAUGAAAUCACAAGGGAUGACCAGAUACUGGUUGAAAUGCUCAGUAGUCAUUAUCCUGGCGAGGUUCUCCGCAUAACUGCCGCAUUGGAAUCUUUAUCGUCUUAUGGAGAGAUACGCCGGAAAGUUCGGGAGAUGGAUGAGUACCAACACCUGAAGAGGGACGUAUUGCACUACUUAGAUCCGCAUCACCACCCCCACGAACAUGAUCAGUAUACCAUUGCAUCCCAGGCCAUCACAUCGAUCAUCGGGAUACUUGACAGAUAUGAUAGAACAACGGAUCCUCUCUCCUACUUGGAUCCGUAUGAGUACCCCGACGAAAUUGAUCGGUAUAUGAUUUGAUACAGUCGCAGGGCAGGUAAUCAACGUCUUGACGAUCGCGAAGAAUAUGUAUAGGAAGACGAUAUCACUACCAGGAUGUAGUAACAACACCCCUCUACUUCAGUGUAUUAGGUUACAUUUUAUUUAGCCAACUUAUCCCGAACAGCGUGAGAUGCACUGUAGUUGACAGUCAUCAACGGUCAAGCAAUUGCCUGAAUGAAUCCUUGAGGGCCUAUACAUAAAAUAAAAUGCGCAAGAGGCUGCGGGAAGACUUCGUCAAUGGACAGCCUACACUCUUAACUGUUUCUCUUCCUCAGUCGCAGCGACAACCCUUGCGACAACU
This is a messenger RNA of Suillus discolor, 1218 nucleotides long. RefSeq lists its product as uncharacterized. The record is from RefSeq and is a predicted model, not a curated record. The transcript is spliced from 7 exons. The coding region runs from base 66 to 896 and encodes 276 amino acids. Lineage: Eukaryota; Fungi; Basidiomycota; Agaricomycetes; Boletales; Suillaceae.